CCACGAAAGAGUAUAAAACGUGGGCAUCUUACUGGUCGACCGUCUUCUAUCUUCGCUGAUGGGCAUCGUGUAAAAUAUUAAUAAUUGAUCUGAUUGUAGUGUGGAAGAUAUACCGGCUGCAAUGGCAUCAAUUUCAAGUAUUCCGUGUCCCCAACUUGCAGUUCGGGGAACUGAAGGUGUAUACAUGAUCAGUGGACCACCAUCAUUUACAGCUAAUGAAACAUUCGGUCGUGAUGACAAAUGCACAGUGAUGACAUAUAGUGCUGAUGGGAGGUUGUUCGCUUACUCCAAUUCUGUUAGUGUAUUUGUAAUUCAGCUACCAGAGUGUGAAACCUUGCUUCAACUUGAUAAACCCAAAACUCUUGGUCUUGUCAUCUCGCCCUCCAGCAAAUACCUUGCUACAUGGGAAGUUUAUUUCACUUCACCCAGUACGCCGGGCCCUAAUCCAAAUGCUCAUAUAUGGGAGAUACAAUCUGGAAGAUGCGUCAAGUCAUAUAUCAUGAGACAAAAUGAAAUAUGGAAACCACAGUGGACGGAUGAUGAAAGGAUAUGUGCUAUACAAGCAAAUAGUGAAAUACACUUCUUUGAAAAUGGAAACUAUGAAAAUAUUGCGAAUAGACUUCAUCUUCCGAAGGUGAUGUGUCAAAUAUCAGGAGGAGGGUCCCCUGCACACAUAGCUGCUCAUAUACCAGGCAAUAAGGGAGCCCCUCACGCUGUUAGGCUUUUCAGGUACCCUAACUUUGAUGGGGCUGGAGCGAUGAUUGCCAAUAAGAGCUUUUACAAGGCAGACACUGUCGACAUGAUAUGGAACAAGAAAGGGUCUGCUGUUUUAGUGAUAGCCACACAAGAGGUAGAUUCAACAGGCAGUUCUUACUAUGGGGAAACGGCCUUACACUUCUUGGCUGUCAAUGGAGACAGUUCUAAUGUUACAGUAGGCAAGAAAGGUCCUGUGUACAGUGUGGAUUGGAAUCCGAAUUCAGCAGAGUUUUGUGUCAUCUAUGGCUUUAUGCCUGCUAAAGCAACACUAUUCAACCUCAAAUGCGAACCGAUCUUUGAUUUUGGAACCGGCCCAAGGAAUUGUGUCUACUUCAACCCUCAAGGAACCAUUAUUGCCCUUGGAGGAUUUGCCAACUUGAGAGGUCAUAUUCAAUUGUGGGAUAGGAAGAAUUUGAAGAUGAUUUCUGAGAGCCAAGCAGCUGAUGCAACAGUCUUCCAAUGGUCACCGGACGGACAGCACUAUGCUACGGCCGUCUGUGCUCCUAGACUGAGGGUUGGUAAUGGGUUCAAGGUAUGGCACGUCUCAGGGUCUCUCCUUCACGAGUUUGUCGCACCAUCAGACAGCGUUCAUAUAUAUGAUGUAGCAUGGCAGACGUUACCAGCGGAUCUCUUCAGGAAUGUCCCUAUCAGCAAACCAACGGGUAAGAUCAUCCAGUCUUCGGAACCCCAGGCUUCUAAAGAGGCUUACAGACCCCCGGGAGCCAGAGGGAAACCGGCUUCAUUCAAAUUGAAUGAAAUAGAACCGCCACAGGCUGCACCACAGACAGAAGAACAAAAGCUCUCAAAAUCAGCGCUGAAGAACAAGAAGAAGAGAGACGCAAAGAACAAGGGAAAGCCGGCCGUCACAGAUAAUAGAUCAGCUGAGCAGCGUGCUGCCCUUGCAACGGCUUCUUACGUCCUCUCCGAGCCCGCCCCGGCUCCAGCAGUAGGGGUUGAUGUGGAAGCAGAGAAAAAGAUUAAAAAUCUCAGGAAGAAACUGAAAGCCAUUGAGAAGCUGAAAGAACAACAAGCGAGUGGGAAGGAGCUUGAGAAGAAUCAGCUAGACAAAUUAAGCACGGAAGACGAGCUAAGAAGAGAACUAGCCAAGUUGGAGAUCCAAUGACGAUAAAAACACUUCCAAGUCAGGGUUCACCUCUUAAACUUGCCUGAUAUAGCAUUGUGGUACAACAGAAUACUGUUGGGUUGGAGAUUCAAAGGCAAUAGUGACUGCUACACCAAGAUUAACUUUCGAUGCAUAUAUGAUUGCCUGACAUAACAGUCUGUCAGUACUUGUUAAAUGCCUGACAUGCCACCCAGUCAGUGAUUGCAUGAUGGACUGACAUAUCAACAAAUUAAUACUUGUAAGAUUGCCUGACAUGCCAACCAGUCAAUGAUUGGCUGACAUAUGGACAUAUCAACAUUAAUAGCUGUAAGAUUGCCUGACAUGCCAACCAGUCAAUAAUUGCAUGAUUUCCCAAAAUACCAUCCAGUUAAUACCUUGACUUCCAGAUAUACAACCCAGUCAAUAGUUGUAUGAUUUGCCUGAUAUAUCACCAGUAUUAUACUUCCAUCAUAGCCUAACAUACUACCAAAUUAAUGCCUGCAUGAUGACCUGAUAUACCACCCCAGCAAUAC
Molecule: messenger RNA, 2391 nt
Organism: Lytechinus variegatus (green sea urchin)
Lineage: Eukaryota; Metazoa; Echinodermata; Echinoidea; Temnopleuroida; Toxopneustidae
Gene: eif2a
Product: eukaryotic translation initiation factor 2A-like
Exons: 18
Coding region: 122-1879 (585 amino acids)
Biological process (GO): translational initiation
Cellular component (GO): cytosolic small ribosomal subunit
Molecular function (GO): protein binding; translation initiation factor activity; ribosome binding
Source: RefSeq, a predicted model, not a curated record